AUGGCGAGUGGCAAAAUGGAAGCUUUACUGAAUUUGCUUCUGGAGGUGCCUUUGGAUGACGAUGGCUUAGUUAGCCAGACAGUGUUUAACUCUCUGCAGGAGCUGGGGCGUGUGGAUACGGAGGGUGUCCUGACGUUCCUUCGUAGGUACAUCACCCACCACCACCACCUGCCACUGGCACGUCGCACUGCUUUGCUGAAGGCGAUGGUGCAGAUGGUGAAGGACAACAUCAAUAACUUGGGCAGGGCGGUCGCUAAAAAACUUAUUACCUUGGCUUCCGUAGAAAUGACCAAACAUAAGGAUGUGACUGAUGAGCACCAGGAGGUUGCAACCCGGCUCCUUCUUAAUGUGGGCCUUUGGUUUACUAAGGAGACAUAUGAUGAACUUCUUUCAUUGUUUCAGCCAAAGAUGGACCCCCUUUUCUUUGUGGUGCUGGCGUUAGCUAAUCUUUGCAAAGAGCACGUACAUUUCAUGGUCCCUUUACUGAGACCCGUUCUCCGAACCAUGGUCACCCUGCUUCCUGCAGUGACGGAGGCGAAAUCCAAGUGGGUAUUCUGCUUUGCCUUGGGAAUUUUCAGUGAAAGCAUUCUUGCAUACUUGUAUGAUAUAGACGAAGCCCCAGACCCUACAGUGAAGAAGAAUCUAUUUUUCCUGGAGUUUUCCACUGCUUAUGACACCUUGUUCAAUACAUGGCUGCCUUUGAAUGGAGAGAACGUCAGCACAGCAGUGGUCGAGACGUUAGGGCAGAUUACCCACCUCGUCCCCUUUGACAAACUGGAGAACGAACUGCCGAGGUUAAUUCCCACAAUCCUGGCCUUGUACCAGGGAACCUCCAGCGACUUUUGCAUCACCCAGGGUCUGUAUGGUGUUCUGCACACGGCUGUUGAGAGAAACAGUGAAGAGCUGGCUUUGCAAAUCGACAGCUUGCUCAACAGUCUACACAAACAGAUCUGCAUUGCACUGUGGCAGCCCAGUGAUGUAUAUGUUCAGAAGCAGCGAAAAGAAAUCCUUUGCUGCUUCAAACUUCUGACUCCAGCUUUCACCUCUCAUAUCAUAGAAUUCCUGCUGCUGAAACUGGAAAUCAACAACAGCCAAAUCCGGCUGGGAACAUUGACUGUCCUGGACCACCUGAUCAACAUGGUUCCUCUCUACAUGGCCAGUCAGAAGAUUCAGAUUCUGGCUGGUACCAAGUUAUUGGUGCUGGAUACCAACAACAGGGUGAAGGCAAAACUCAGCCAAGUCAUACACACGAUGGCCACACACAAUUAUCUGCAUUUGGAUGGUGGGAAGGACAUGGUGGAGUUCAUCAUCCGGCAGUGUGCUCUACCUGUUACAGAGAAUGAGGAGAAGUCGGCGGACCCCUUAGCUGAGAUAGCAGAUGUGGUCACGGACCAGAACUUAAGGAGGCAAUGUGAGCAACUGAUGGAAAUGUUGACGGCGUUACCCAUUGACAAUGUUCUCUGGCCAUUGCUCUUUGACUUCAUUAUCCCAGUUCGGUGCACAAACGCCUUGGCAACAAUUUGCAACUCUUUGGUGCUUCUUGCAAUGAAGAAAGUAGAAGCUGAGCCCACUGAAUAUUUUCUCAAUUACAAGGAGCAUUCUAACAUCCCUGGGCCUCAGGCACUGUUGACCAGGCUCCUGACUAUGUCCUCCUCUUUGCAUCAGGGGAAAAACAGAUGCAUCCCUGCAUUAACUCUGCUACAAGUCCUGGGCACUGAUAUCCACCCGGCAACGCCUCAGGUCUGGGAGAAGGAAUUUCUGACCCUGCUUGACUAUCUGCAGGAGAAUUACUCAAGAUCUCUGCUGCAGAGCCAGUGGGAAGAAAAACUGGUGAAGGUUCUGCUGCAAACGCUGGAAUUGACGGCAGAUGAGGAGUGGGCCAGUCAAUUUGCCACGGAGCUCGUCAGCCACCUUCACAGACACAGCAACGUCUCACAGGAGAAGGGGUUUGUGUACAAGUGUCUAGGUGUGGUGCUGCAACUUAGCCAGGAUGAAGAAUUAGUGAAGAGGAAACUUCAAGAGAUGUUGCAGACUGUGCAACAUGGCGAAUCUCUGGAGAAGGAAGGUGUAGCCAUUGGGUUUGGUUACUGUGCUGUAACCCAUCUGGACACCGCACUGACUACGCUGAAGGAAUUUGCAAAGUUAAAUAUUUUUAAGAAGACUGCAAGUUAUUUUCAGAUUAUAAAGGAUCAGGAGAACAUUGAGGCAAUCAAGGUAAAAAGCACACUCAUUUUAUGCUAUGGGCAUAUCAUGUCAUUUUCUCCGAAGGAACUCACUCUGGACAGGGUAGAUACUGAGAUUAUGGAGAACGUGCUUAACCAUUACAAUAUCAAGAUCUUGGGAAUGAAGGUUGAGGUAAGGGACCUGACGCUGAAGUUAAGCCUGAUCAAGACUGUGACACAGUCAGUCACAGCCAUCCAAUCCAUUGCAAAGCCUGACUACAACUUCAGCAGAAAGACUGAGCUGUUACAUUAUAUGCAAGAACUCAUCAAGGCUGAGCCAACAGAGGUGAUGAUGACCCCUGUCCGAAAGUCUGCCAUCAAUGCCUGUACAUCCCUCUUAAAACUGCAGCCCCCGUUAAAGGACAGUAGACAAUUGAUUCAAACAUGCUUGAAUGGUGUCUUCAGUUUGCCACGAAUAGAGGUUAAUGCUGUCAGUGAACACCCAACCAUAACUACGGAGGAGAGGCAGGUGCUUGUUACUGAGACAAUGACCUCCCUGCUGGAUUUUCUGAAGGAACUCCUCCUUUUGGAUCUUUCAGGUACUGGGCUUCAGACAAUAUUUACAAACAUGGAAGUGUGGAUCCAGUCGGCUAAGGAGCACACACGAGAAAUGGCAAUUGAGACUUUCUUGCAGCUUCUGGUGUUUUACCUGGAACAAGUCGACAUCAAAGAUAAUGUUCCAUCUCAUAAUUUGGGUGUUAUUAUUGGGUGCAUGGUGCUUCGAUGCACAGAUCCUUCUUGCAUUGUAAGGGAGAUGGCCAUUGAAUGUUUAUACAUACUUCUUUAUAUCCAAUUGCCUGCAAAUCAGCAAGACACAGAGGUAGAGCACCUAAAAAACAUUAAGCAGGAGCUUUAUCAACUCAACCAGAGUUCCAUAUUUCAAAUUUGCACUGAUAUAGGAAAUGUCCUCUCAAAGUGCAUGGCUCAGGACCAGCUGAAAAGUUUACUCUUCACCUUGUUCAAUGGACUCACAGAUAACCAAUACAAUGGUUCCUAUUCCGCCUCGAUCAUCAUCAAUGUCCUCAUUUCGAAAUGCGGAGACAGCCUCACUGAUGUCCCAGAAAUGAUCAAAGCCCUACACCAUCAGUUGCAGUCAAUGGUUCAAGCACCCAUAGUCCAGAUAGUGACAUGUACCAUCUCCGAUCUGGUGUCCCAGCAUAUGCCAGUGACACUACCCUGCCUCUUAAGUUAUCCCAUUCCAUUCGAUAACUACAUUGGUGAUCUGUGGAGAUCACUAAUGAAAACCAAUUCAGUUGCCACUGCCUCCAUUAAAUACCUACUGGACAACUUAAAGCUGCUGUAUGAAAGCAGCAAGGAAUCUCUUCUAGGCAUUGCAUCAAAUUCCCAGACUCAUCAGCCUCUGGCUGUAAUCUAUGCCCUUCAUGAGGUAAUAUGCUCCCAGGAUUCAAUAGCCAUGAUAGGGAGUCUCUAUCCCCAGCUCUUUAGCACAGUCCUGAUUCACCUGAGUUCCAGUGUCCAGCCCCGGUUUCCUCGAGACUUCCUUAGGAUCCAUUCGGAUAGGAAAGCUGGACCACCCCAGAAGCCCUUUAACGUUACGGCCUGCCACUAUUCAGUGGAGAUACUUCAGUUUAUGGUGAGGCAGGGAGAGGGCAGCGACGUGGACAUGACGAAGAACGAAGGCUGGGAUUUGCUCAAGAGGCCAGAGGUGCACCAUCAGGGGGUUGCCCUGCUGGCAGGCGCCAUGGCCAAUCGAGCUGUGCCCCACCUCAUCGGAAUUGUGGAGCAACUCACCCCUGUCCUCACCAACAUCCACGAGAGCCAGAGGAUCACAGUGGCUGCCUUCUUUGGGGAGCUUCUCGGCCAGGCAGUGGUGUCAGAGAUGCUGCUCACCGAUACACUGGUGAGUAUCCUGCUUCGGUGUUUGCUUGACAGCUCUCCUGUGGUCCAGUGGUUGGCUAUCAAGGGCCUGGGCAAUGCCGGAACUUGGAAUGACGGGGAUAAAUAUGCCAGCAAGCUGCUGCCUACAAUGCUGUCGCUCAUGGACAUGAACUCCAAGCAGAACACUCUGCUGGCAUACGAGGCAAUGUCCACCCUAUCAAAGACCUUGGACCGCCUGCCCCGCCAUUACACCGAGCCAAUCCUGACCGAUGUAGCAUUAGGCAUUGAACCUCUACUUGAACACAGGCAGGAUAAGGUGAGAGCUACGGCAUUCACUACCCUAUGGAAGCUGCUCCAGUUUCGGGACAUGCAACGGGACCCGAUCUUUUUGGAGCACCUGUGUUCCACCUUGAUCUACUUGCUGCUUCACUUGAAGGACAGGAAUGACGAGGUGAGGAGAGUCUGCAGGGUGGUUCUGAAACAACUCGGGCCACUGUUGGCAUCAGAGCGCUUGUGUGCACUGUUUGAGGAGCUGGGGUCAGAGGAAAUGCCCCUGGAUUAUGAUAAUUAUUUGACUGCAGCCUCCCUGUAUAUUGGAGAAGAUUUGCCCAGCGAGGUCAUCCACUACAUACAACACUGCGCUCUCUUCUUCAGCAGCCCCCAGACUGAGAUGCGGGAGAACGCAGUCACAUUGGCAAGUUGCCUCAUGCCCAAUGCGGCACUGGAUUAUCCCAGGUCACCAGCCGCAAAUCAGGUCUGCCAAGCGAUGAUCACUUUGCUGUCGGAUCAUGUGCAAAGUGUCCGUGUUAAAACGGUCAUGGCAAUACAACGCCUCUACAUGUACUGA
This is a messenger RNA of Pristis pectinata (smalltooth sawfish), 4908 nucleotides long. Its product is annotated as maestro heat-like repeat-containing protein family member 1. The coding region runs from base 1 to 4908 and encodes 1635 amino acids. NCBI's taxonomy places the organism in Eukaryota, Metazoa, Chordata, Chondrichthyes, Rhinopristiformes, Pristidae. Gene Ontology annotation, cellular component: cytoplasm. The record is from RefSeq and is a predicted model, not a curated record. The transcript has a single exon.